Trichomycterus rosablanca is the source of this 3278-nucleotide messenger RNA. It is a transcript of the gene chp1, whose product is annotated as calcineurin-like EF-hand protein 1. Gene Ontology annotation, molecular function: calcium ion binding. Lineage: Eukaryota; Metazoa; Chordata; Actinopteri; Siluriformes; Trichomycteridae. The record is from RefSeq and is a predicted model, not a curated record. The transcript has 7 exons. Gene Ontology annotation, cellular component: plasma membrane. Bases 310 to 897 code for a protein of 195 amino acids. Gene Ontology annotation, biological process: positive regulation of sodium:proton antiporter activity.
UCGUCACCACUUGACGUUAGACCGUAGUAAGUAGACAGCGAGUAGUAACAGAGAGGUGUCCAAGCUGUACCAGGCUGUUAGCUCAGUACUUUAUUUUAUAUAAAGUCUGUUUAACAUAAAACGCUAUAUUAACUUUUAUUUGAAACAGCUGCCGGGGCGUAAACUUAGUGCAAAUAUAUCGAGCGGUGUUUGUUUUGUUAUUCAUUAGCUAGGUUGCUAACCAGUCGCUGUGUGAAAUCGUUAGCUUAGCAACUGAGAGAAGACAGAGGAGCUGUACUGACAGUCGACCUAAAGACCUAAGGAACAAACAUGGGUUCCAGAGCUUCAUCGUUACUGAGAGAAGAGGACAUUGAGGAGAUUAAAAAAGAAACUGGAUUUUCUCACAGUCAGAUCACACGCCUCUACAGUCGGUUCCACAGCCUGGAUAAGGGGGAGAACGGAGCUCUCAGCCGCGAAGAUUUUCAAAGAAUUCCCGAGUUGGCCAUCAAUCCACUUGGUGAUAGAAUAAUAAAUGCUUUCUUUCCUGAGGGAGAGGAUCAGGUGAACUUCAGAGGCUUUAUGAGGACAUUGGCUCACUUUCGACCUGUAGAGGACAACGAGAAGAAUAAAGACCCCAACUCUACUGAGCCCCUCAACAGCAGGAGCAACAAACUGCUUUUUGCUUUUCGGCUGUACGACUUGGACCGAGACAAUAAAAUAUCUCGAGACGAACUACUCCAGGUGCUGCGGAUGAUGGUCGGUGUGAAUAUCUCUGAUGAGCAGUUGGGCAGCAUUGCAGACAGGACCAUCCAAGAGGCUGACACCAAUGGAGACCUGUGCAUCUCCUUCAGCGAGUUUAUAAAGGUUUUGGAGAAGGUCGACGUGGAGCAGAAGAUGAGCAUCCGAUUCCUGCACUAAAGCACCACUCGCUACAUGCUGGAGUGGACGCUGACUGAAGAUCAUUGCUGCCAAGUCUGACCGCCCAUGGUCAUUCACGUUUCGUUCUUUGGUGUCUACUUCUCUGGCCGUGUUCUCACUUUUUGUCUUGUGUUUUUAUGUUUCCGUUUGUCUGUUCUGACUGACACUGUGUAAAUUAAAGGUUAGAUAUAGAUUUAAGGGAAUAUUUCCGUGCCUUUAGAUGUUGACAGUCAGUACGCCUGUUCCCUACAGCAGAAUAACAGGACCGUUCCAAGUUCAAAUCCAACUUUUUAGAUCUGUGCAAUAAUGUGUGGUUAAUAGUGAGCUUAAAUGGGAAUUAUAACAUUAUUAUUAUUAAUAGUGAUUUUUGUCUUAGUGGAUUAUCUGUCAGCACCAAAUCUAACGCCUGUAGCGUCUCAGUUCUGUCAUUUUUCUGUAUUUUAAUACAGAGAGUUAGAGAAACAAGUGAACAAGUAGACGGUGUGCUUAUUUGAGGCCUGACAUUUGCUGAUAACUGCUUUUCCAUUCAGGUUUCCAUGAUCUUUCUGAUCUACUUCAACGGGUUGGUGGAUAAUCAGAAAUGUAGAUCAGCCAAUCAAAGUACAAAGCCAUACAUUAGUUCUGAUGUCUUUUUUACAUAGUACUGAACCCUAAAUAUUAGUAUUUUAAAUAUGAGAACAUUCCUAAGUAUUUGUUUUUAUAUACAUUUUAUUAUUAGAAAUUAUUUUAUCAAGAAUAGGGUUUUGUAAUGUGUAGUGUCGUAAAAAUAUUCACACACACCCCCCCUUCCCAGGCCUUCUGCUUACACCAGAAAGUGACUGUUGGUGUUGCUUUAUGAAGGUUCACCUAUUUAGACAAAGACUGCAAGAUUUCAACCAGAACUGGUUCACCAUUGUGGUUGUUAGCAAUUUAGCCAUGACUUAGUAUUCAAACUAUACCUAACUUCAGGCAUUUUAAAUAUAACCAGAUGACCCAAAAUUCAAACUCACAAGAAGACUUGUUUCAUAUUGUUUUGCUAUUUGCUGUGGAAGUUGGCAUUGCAGAAAUGGUUAUCACCACAAAUUCUAUUGAAAUGAAUGUAACCUGUGAAUAAACAAAAAGCUUAUUUUUUUAAUGCAGUUUAAAAACUAAAACAUGAACUAUUAAUAAAGACUCGUCCACCACUUUAUUGUCUUCUAAUUAGACAAUUUAAACCCUAUUUUAUUUUAGUAGUUGUAAGUAGUUCAAGUACUUGUGAGGUCUUGCCACAGGUGACCGAUAAUGUUAAAAUUAGGACUGCGCCUGGGCCCUUAAUUCAUUUUUAUUUUUACCAACACUUAAUCUCAGUCAGGGCCACCUCCCAUCCCCCAAUACAGCCAGUCAUGUCUGUAUGUAGACCCAUGACCGGCCAAUGGCACCACUGUUGAUUUGAAUCCUGGAUCCCAGUGGUAAUGGGUUAGCAUAGUUAACACUUUUCUGCACACUAUUAAUUCCCAAACAAUCUUGACCAGAUUGCUUGUACCUGCAGCUAAAAAAAAAAAUGAUGCUACCACCAGCAUAUUUCACAGGUCUAUUAUAUUUUUAUCAGACCACAAGAAUUUUUGCUGCAUCAUGGACUCCUUCAAGUGCAAAGUGAAGUUACAAAGUGCAACUACACUAAAGCCUUAUUUGUUUAGGACCUGGUAUGUAGUUGAUCUUAAAAACAUCAGAAACAUCUGCUUCAGUCACAACUUUGACGUCGCAGCACACUGGUUUAUAAAUCAGCUUGAAACGCUUGAUUAUUCCUGACACGUCUGAUCUAAGACAAUGAAAUAUGGAAACACUUCAGGAGGCUGCAUGUUCAGUUUUCUCAGGUUUUGUCUGUCAGCUCUGACGAUCAGUGAUCUGUCCACAACGAAUACGAAUAGCAGUAGCCGCUCAGUUUGACGGCCUUCUUUCACCAAGUCCCGAGCCAUUAACUGCUUCCUGUUCAGUAGAAUAGACAGACAUCAGGCCUUCACAACUUGAAUUGCUGUACAUUUAUAGCUCUUUAAAUGUUUUUUCUGUGUACAGUCAGUUUAACAUGUGUUAUCCAAUAAAUUAUAGACGCCAGGGUGAGUUACACCCUGUUUAUUAAUGUCACUGUGUAUUAACUUGGGGUACAAACACACCUUAGCAGGGCUCGCUGUUUUUUUUUUCCGUGUGUAGAUCUGUAUAGUUACAGACCAGUAGGUGAUGACUGAUGAAAUUAGAGGGUUUAAAUAAUGUACUAGCUCGUAGCAUCAACUCAGUUUUAUGAUCAUUGUACUACUCAGUAGGAAUUUAACAAUCAUGAACGCUGUCAUACAAGCAUUAUGAAAGAAACAAGUGUAUAUUUGAUUUAUUUUUUUCUUUUUUGAUCAAAUAAAAUGACCAUGAAAAGG